Messenger RNA from Melopsittacus undulatus (budgerigar), 13544 nucleotides. RefSeq names its product TUB bipartite transcription factor (gene TUB). NCBI's taxonomy places the organism in Eukaryota, Metazoa, Chordata, Aves, Psittaciformes, Psittaculidae. Gene Ontology annotation, cellular component: cilium. Gene Ontology annotation, biological process: protein localization to cilium. The record is from RefSeq and is a predicted model, not a curated record.
AUGCCCAGUGCUGGGGCAGGCGCCGGCCGUGAGUCAGUGGCGGCGCGGCUGACGGGCAGGGGCGGGCCCGGCGCGGGGGCCGGCUCGGCUGGGCUCGGCUCGGCUCGGCUCGGCUCGGCUCAGCUCGGCUCGGCCAGGCCCGCCUCGCCCGGGCGAUGUCUCAGCGCGGCGGCGGCGGCAGCAGCAGCGGGGGGGCGGGCGGGUAGCGGCAGCGGGGCCGAGCGCUGCUCCUGCCUUUCCCUGCCCGCCGCUGGCCCUUCCUCCGCCCCCUCCGGCCCCCCCUUCGCAACUCCGGCGCCCGACCCAGCCGCCGCUCCGGGCAGGGAGGAAGGGCUUGGAGCCGCCUCCCGCUGCCCCCGGCCGCCCCCUCCCCAUGCAGCCCGGCCCGCAGCUGGGAGCCCUCCCCGGGGGGAUGUUUCUGCGGCCGCUGCCGGGAUAACCGGUGCGCGUCCGCCCCCGCCCCGGACGGAGGAUGCUGCCCGCGCCGUGGCGGGUUCCGACUCGGGCAGCAGCGGCCGCGUCCCCCUCCUCGGCUCCGGGCAGCGUCGCCGCGGAGAGAUGACUUCAAGGCAUCAGGCGGACUGGAUCCCUUACAGUGUUCUGGAUGAUGAGGGGAGCAGCCUGCGUCAGCAGAAGCUUGACAGGCAGCGAGCAUUGCUAGAACAGAAGCAGAAAAAAAAGCGCCAGGAGCCAUUAAUGGUUCAGUCCAAUGUGGACAGUCGCACAAGGACACGCAGAAUGAAACAUUCAGAAGAACAAGCACCACUGGUUGAAUCAUAUCUUAACAGCAACAGCAGCACCAUAUAUCAUGUGCAGGAGGCCGAGCAGGAAGAUGUAAAGGUGGUAGUGGAUGCCCAAGCUCCGAAACCAGCUAAAAAAACCAAGGCCGCAGCUGCGAGCUGUCAGACUGGCGGCACCAGAAAGGAGAAAAAAGGGAAACACAAAGGGAUCGAUGGCCCAGCUGCUUUUCAAGAUGAUGUUCAGAAGAUAGGAGGUCAGGUACAGAUUCUUACUGUUGGACAGUCUAGCCAUGAUGAAGAUGAUGGAGAGAAAACAGCUAGUGGCCAACAACAGCAAAGCAAACAAGAUCUUAGAACAGCAAUGCAGAAAAAAGAUCCCCAUGCAAAUACAUCCUGGUCCUCUUCCACCUCCCAAUCCAGUCUUGUCGCCCUGGAUCAUGUUCCUGGCAUCUCAAGCAGCAUGAAUUUUGAUGAGGAAGAAGAUGAGGAAGAUGAAGACAGCUCCAGUUCUUCACAGUUAAACAGUAAUACCCGGCCUGGAUCUGCCACGAGCAAGAAAUCCAAUAAGGAAGCGGCCUCAGCCCCCAGUCCUUCCACGAAUGAGCCUCUCAUAGAUGUUGAUGACCUGGAGGAAUUUGCCAUAAGACCUGCUCCACAGGGUGUCACUGUCAAAUGCAGAAUCACAAGAGACAAGAAGGGAAUGGACCGAGGGAUGUACCCUACUUAUUACCUCCACUUGGAAAGGGAGCAUGGUAAAAAGGUGUUUCUGUUAGCUGGAAGGAAACGAAAGAAGAGUAAAACCUCUAAUUACCUCAUCUCUAUAGACCCAACUGACCUGUCUCGGGGUGGAGAGAGUUUUAUUGGAAAACUGAGAUCAAAUCUUAUGGGAACUAAGUUUACAGUUUAUGACAAUGGAGUAAAUCCAAUGAAAACAACAUCAAGCCUGGAGGCGAGUAUCCUGCGUCAGGAGCUAGCUGCUAUUUGUUAUGAAACAAAUGUCUUGGGGUUUAAAGGGCCACGCAAAAUGAGUGUGAUCAUACCAGGAAUGAAUAUGGACCACGAAAGAGUUUCCAUCAGACCACGAAAUGAACAUGAGACGCUUCUUGCAAGAUGGCAGAACAAAAAUACGGAGAGUGUCAUUGAGCUGCAUAACAAAACCCCAGUCUGGAAUGAUGACACACAGUCCUAUGUUUUAAAUUUCCAUGGUCGAGUCACACAGGCCUCAGUGAAAAACUUCCAAAUUAUUCAUGAUAAUGAUCCUGAAUAUAUAGUGAUGCAGUUUGGCCGCGUGGCUGAGGAUGUGUUCACCAUGGACUACAACUACCCAAUGUGUGCACUACAAGCCUUUGCCAUUGCCCUUUCAAGUUUUGACAGCAAGCUGGCUUGUGAGUAAAGGGGCAUGGGUGAGCAUCCUCUCAAAGGAAGCAGUUUGCUAUAUGAUUCCCAGUUCCUGCUGAUGUCACUUAUGGUCCAUACUAAACAGGGCAGGGAAAAAGUAGUUGUGGAGAAUCACUCUAUUGCUGAAGAGAAAGUAAAAGGAAUCUUCUAAAAAUUCAGGACAUUCAGGAAAUAUGUUUUCCUUUUGUUUUUUUUCUGUCAUAUUUUUCUGGAAGUGACAUCAAGUUUGUGUAAAUAGAAGUUCUCUCUCAUGUCCUUGAAUAUGUUAUGGAGAUGUGCCAUGACGUACUGUACCGUGGCUCUAGUAGCACCAUUAUAACGGUGUCUUUUUUAAAUCCAGAAAGGGCGUGCACGCUCGAAAAGUUCCUUUUUACAUUUAAGAAUUAUCCUGAGGCUGCAAUCGUACCUCAAGGUUGCAUUCCUACAUCGACUAAUCAGAGCUUCACAUCAGCCAACGUAAAAGAAAGAUCACAGGAAAGAUGCGCUUUUUUGAACGUGCAAGGAUCUCGUGUAGUAUAAAGCAAAGUGUGAAGGUUGAAAACCUAUACUGGACUGAACUUGGUGCAUUGCUAUUGCAUAUGUAGUAGGGCACGAUGAAUUUUAAUUGCAGUAGGGGGGAAACGGAGAAGUAGUAAGCACAAAACAAUGUUGCACAAGUCACUUGAAUUCUAAGCUGUUAUUAUGUUUUAACAUCUACAUGCUUUUUAAUUUGUUUCAAAUGAAAAUGUAUUUGGAGUACAGAAAAGGAAAACAUCUAGAUGCCAAGAAAGCAAACUUAUGUUGAAUUUGGCAUGUCGCGUGUUGGGAAUUGGUAUCCUUGUAUUGCUGUGGUAAUUCAAACACAUAUUUUGUAUUAAGUGAUUCAGACAGUUGGAUAAAGGUUCUCUGCAGAGAAUCUAUUUUGACCAGGCUGUGUAAAGCUGAAGAAGGUAAAUGGAAAGAUUUUAUUAAAUUUGUCUGGCCUUUCGCGAUUUUACAAGUUGUUGAUUGCAUUAUUUGAACUUUCAGCAACAACCACUUUUAGUAUUUAUUUCCCAUUGUAAGAACACUUGAAAUCGAUUGAAACUGUGUAUGCUGUUCUUCAAUGUAAAUGUGCCAGCUACUGAGCUAAAUCCUUCUAGGCAAAUGUAGUGUAUGCCAUGUACAAAUGAGACACUGGCAGGACACGAAAUAGCUUAAAAUAGUGUGGAUUUUUUGGUUUUCUUUUUUUUCUGAUUUAUCUGGAAUAUAUAAACAAAUACCAUUUCAAAACUCAAGCAAAGAAUAAGCCAUUCUCCUCUCUUCUGAACAUUUCAAAAGCCAGGAGCUGUAACUGAAAGCACACCGUAAAACACCUUUAAAAAUAACAAGUCUUUCUGCCGUGUUCUGUACAAUGUUAUCCUAAAUGGUGCACAAAAUAAUAGGAUUUAUAUGUAGUUCACACAGAAGGAUACUGAAAUGUGAAUGAAGUAGUUGUGUUUUAUACUGUAUGUAUUCAGGUCCCCUUUUUUAGUCUUUACAGACUCUUGCAUUGCACAACCAAAGAUUACGUAAUGAGAAAAAUGAGAUCAAAUCUGCUUGUUUCAUAGGGGACAGGCCAUAAGGAGAGGUUGUGCCAUUUGGACUGUUUAAUUUCAACUGAUAAAAGAAACCUGCUCUCUUCUUCACAUUUGCCUUCAGGUGUCCUUCCCAGUAUACAAACAAGGCAAUUUCAGAUAAGAGAUGGAAAUAAGUAAUUGACAGCAUUCUUUCUAAUAUUUGUUAAAAUCUAUUGAAAAGUGUCAUCUGGCUUUGAACAGUGUUUUGUUGAUGGUCUCAGCCUAUCAAAUGUUGCCUUUCAAUAACAGGAGGCUCUUUCAUUCUUUUAUUUAUUCAAAUCUUGUUGCAAGAAGCCUUUCCACACAGUAGUAUAGAAUGGAAAGACACCUUUCGUGUGUGAGAAAUGAGCAGUCAGUUCCCUCAGUAAAUGAUCAGAAUUCAUGAUCAUGAGCUGCAGUGUGAUACUGAGGCUUUGCACAUGGAUGCUUUGCUUUUCCCUAUAGUUGGUGUUUUCUCACCACUGCACAUCCCCAUCUGUGAUCUCACUUUGGAUUUUAACAGAGAGGCCCUUAGGCCUCAUGUCAGUCUUUAAAAACCAUCUCCAGUGAUAACCAGAAUUUCUGUUUAGACUACUGCAAAACCAGACAGAAAUCCCCACUGCUGGUACUUAGGUGAGAUGUGUGUUUAAAGAAUCUGCAGCAUGAGAAGGGCUGAAUCUGCAUGGCUUUAAUUCUGUGGCUCUCCAGUCAUGUUUGCUUUAAAGCCUGAAAAAGUGGCACCUGAGAGUUUCCUGCCUCUCCCUGUGCACAGCACUGUGUCAAAGGAACCAAGUGUCAUAUGGUGCAAAUACACAAUCUGCUGGCUUUAACAGUGCAGUUGGUUUAGGAAGGACUGUUUUGAACAUGGAUCAUAACAAUGGUCUGGCUUGCAUCAUGGCCCCACAGGGAAUUGGCACAAAAAAGCAGCUCGUAUGCAGUGAACUCCUGCACAAGGGUGAGAAUGAGAGGCUGGGGAAAGGCAGAGUUCAUUUUCUUGGGACAGUUUUGCUGCCAGCACAUUGUGUAACUUCACUCUCCCUGUAUGUUCUUCCCAGCCAGGUAUUUUUUUAACCUGUAAGCGUGCCAGGAGGAAAGUGGUGACUCAAAUUCCCAUCAUCUUAACAGAAUCAUACAGGGACAUCAGCCAACGAGUUGCUGAGGAAAAAUUUCCCACCAUAAAUUGAGGUCACUAGAGGGGGAUGUUAACCCAGGACUAAGAGGAAUGAGGAGCUCUCAUUAAAUCUGGUUCAGUUACAGUAGGAUUGUACCUAGUGGCCAUUGCCAAAACCCUGGUUCCUCACUGAUGUUGAGCAAGGGACUGGGUUCUUUUGAUUCACUUGACCAUUGGCACCAGUAUGUAUUUUCAGAGCUAUAUGCAUACUAAAGUAACCAAGGAGCAGUUAGUGGCACACUCACAUUAGUAAGAGCUUCUGCAGGGCCUGCAUGUCAGUGUGCAUAACCUUCUUAGUGUCACAAAGAAUAUAGUGGCACUGAGCUGUGUAUUUCCAUCACACAGCCCUAGUGAGUGUUUGGACAUGGUAGAUUUAAUAUUAUUUAAAAUCCCAGUAUUGAUUUUUUUGCACCUGCUGUUGAUUUUGGCAGAGAGUUGUAAACAACUUCCCUAUCUGAAUUGCUUAUAGGCAAAUAACUGCAUGCUUUAAUGAGAGUUCUUAAUCUAACUUGUCACUCUGUUUACAUCAAACAGUUUCUCCCUGGCCCUUUAUCUAGUUUUCUUCAUCUCUGAUGUUCUCUUCCUUCUCAUUCUCUUCACAAUCCCUUUAUCUUUUCCGCAAGGAUGUGCAACUCAAAAGCGUUUGACUGUAUUACUCAGUGAUCUCUCCACAGAUGAAUAAUGCCUUCGGUGCACAUCCAGUGAUGCUUCAACAAUAGAAGCCUGAUCAGAGUGGUAAAUUUGGCCCUUUGGCUUUUCAGUGGAGUAAAUUAACACAUUAAAAGGUAGCAGAUAAAAAAGCUUGCCUAAAAUAUAAUCAGAAUUUUUCUCAGUAAACAUUCAGUAACCGGAGUUUCCAAACCAUUAGUUGCAAAUCAAUGAGCAGCACUGUCCACAAGCCCGGAGGCAGGCUGUUGGAUUGCCUUUGUAGUGCUGCCUUAUUUUUCCUGUUUCAAAAGGUUGAAAGUGAUUCUGUGAGCUGAAGUGUGUUGAUGCCCUGGCAGAGAGUUUAUUUUUUAGAAGCUAGAAAUCUCUCCUUUUGUAGAAUAAUAAAUGGCCAUAAAACAGUAAUGUUGUAGGCCAUUGUUAGAGAUUCUGAUGCCAAGAAGUCUGUGAGAAUGGUUUGUAAUAAUGACUGGGCAAAGCGCUCACUAUUCAAGUUGCCUUACAAUAGUUCUGGAGUUCCCAGCUGGCUGUCCUUGUGAGGUACUAGAACUGAAGAAACUUUAGUAAAGAGGGCUCUGUAACAAAAUCUGAUAGCUGCACAAUUGAAAAACAUCAUUGUGGAGUCAAAUGACACCAGAGUUUUAUCGGUCACAGCGAAUCAGUGACAUCAAUUCAGACUUUCUCAUUUUUUGCUCCCUUUUGAUGAACAUAAGGAGGGACUUUCAGCAAGCAGAGCCAUCAGAGAGGUCUCCGCAAGUAUUGAGCAUUAGUCUACUUUUCUACCUAUAAAAAUCUGACCCCUACCUGAGUGCUGCCCAUUAAAAAUGAAGGAAAUCAUCCCACUCCUUAGUAUAGAAAAUCACUCCCAGUUCUUAUGUCUUAGCUUUUUACAAAUUUAAUUUUUUUAAAUUAAUAUAUUAGUGAUUUCACAUAAAGAUACAACAAGGAGUGGGCAUCACAUGGCAAACAAGAGUUCUUGCCCUGAAGGGAUGAUGACUGUAGGCCAGUAUUUGUCUUUGGUUAUUCUAGUAGGAUAGGACAGGGGGUUGCCUGGUGUUUUAGGGCAGAGAGAGACUCUCCUGAUAUGUGGCAGGUGUCGGGAAGGUGUUGGGUUUGAUGCUGUGGCAUUCUAACUAGUUCUCCCAUGCUAUCCCAUUCCUCUCCUAAAACAUCAUUUGCAAGCUUUUUCCUCGUUUUUAGAGAAGGAUGUGUUCACCAACAAAGUAUCUUUACUUGGUAAAUAAGGACAGCAAAUGUGAUAGAGCAGCAGUCACCUUGAUUAGAAUUAUAGUCUGAUAACUCUCGGGUUUAUCAAAAGGCCUCAUAGGUUACUAGAAGAAAGUAGUUUUCUACAUAUAAAUCUUGCACUAGAAUUACUUUAACUGUAGAUGCAGGCUUCCUUUGGAUGUGCUACUCGAUGAAAAUGAGUUUCGGUUGUUCUUCAUGUAUGAAAUGUACCUACCAGGGUUCUGCUGGGUGUUUGAAAUUAAGCAGCUCUUUUUCAGUUCUUUCUGUUGCUUGCCAAGGAACUAAGAAAAGGAUUUGCACAACUAAAACAUGAUGCUUUGUUAUUUUGCUAUAAACUAUAGCUCAGUAGCUGAUACUCACAAGUGCGUGUAUAUUGGAUGAAAAUGCAUUAAAACUUAUAUGUUGUAUUUUAUUUAACUGCCCUGAUAUUUUUAAUUCCUCUUUUUCAGUAAGGGUAUGUUUAUCUAUACCUCCACUGAGAAGUCUUGAAUUCACUCUCUGUCUUGAAACGGUUUAAUGGAACCAGUACACAGAUGUCCUAAAUUGCUUCAGGAAGAGGACACAUUCCAGAAAAAAUGAUGCUUAUGUUCUUGAGAAAAACAAAACCAAACAAAACAACUUCCUGUUUGCUUUGUAAUUGGAUUACUCAAUAACACUGAAAGCUUAUCAUGGUUUUAGUCACAUCUACAAUGGCAGUUUGAAAAUCACUCUGACAAAAGCUUGCUAGCACGUGAACUGGAAUGCAGUCCUGCUUGAGAGCCAGAACUGAGCAAUACCAGUGAAUACUCGUGCAUCUAUUCUGUGCCUAGGUAUUGACUGCAUGCAGGAAAAGCCCCAAAGAGCCACAAACAUGUCAAAAUCAUCUAGUCUUUUAGGCUGUCCAGCAGCUGAGAGAACACAGGCCUGCAAAUCAGGUCACCUGGGUUUCAAACCCAACUGACUGUGUGACUGUGCAAAUCUUGUAACCUCUUUGUGCCUCAGUUCCAAUGAGUUGAGUGGAAAUAAUUGUUUUGGGACCUGCCUAUGUCUAUCACUGUUCUGCUGAGAGGAUUCUCAGGAGAGUUUCGAGGCUGGUGGGUGGCAGGAGUGGUUUGUGUGCUCAGUAACCGGUUUGAUUCUCACUGAAGGAACCGCAGUAAAACAUGAACAGUUCUCUGCCACCUGUGUAGAAACUGAAUAGCUAACCAAUGUCUUAAGAUAAAAUCUUGACACUGUUGAAUUCUAUGGAAAUCUUGUCAAUGACUUUAGUGAGGCUUGAAUUUUUAAACUUAUGUCAUUUUUGGUCACUAAAUGUGCAGAAAAAUACCAGUAAGGACAAACCAUCUGAUACACUUUCCCUUCUCAGAGUGGUACGUUGUUGGCUGUGUUUUAGUUUGCACCAUCAGUUGUUUUAAAGCUGUUAUUCUUGAACACCUUGCAGAGGUUCUGUUAAUGCAACUGCUUAUUAAUGCUUUCAUGUAGCAGCAAACCACAACACUUGGCAAUUGUGCUGCAAAUUGUCUUUUUGUACUUAUGCUGGUUUUGUUUUCUUUCCUUGGAUGCAACUCGGCUGUUCAAAACUGUUGUUACUGCAGACUUUGACUCUGUUGCACACAUCUGAUUUCAAAACGAGUCUCAUGUUUUAUGACUACCUUUAUACUCAAGUGGGAUGUUUACAAUGCAAUCUGGUUCUCACAUUUGACCCCGUAUCUAUGGCUUCUUACUGAGGUUAUCCCACUUGGAACAAUGUCAUCAAAAGUACCAGUACUUUGUAAAGUGAACUCUUGCAAAGUAACAGGGUGUAAUUUGUAACCAUUUUUAGAGAUUUUAACAUUAAAAUCUAGCUUACAGAUUGGGUGACAUUACAAGGAAAUUAUUUGUUCAAAAUUUUGUUUUCCUUAAGCUUGUCUUGACAUUUGAGCUCUCAUUUAAGCAUAAGCUCCCUAUCCUGCAGCUCCAUCUGCACAAGUGGAAUACAGGUUGGCCUGUGCAGCACACUGGCAAACUGGCUGCAGAAAUCUGUCAGUGUGAUCAGGACACAGUAAGCGAUGGAAUUUCCAAAGUCCUAACAAGAGAGCACUUCCUAAUUCUGUUAGGCAUUCUUGAACACCAUGUAAGAUAUCUUGUACUUUUCCCAUGCUGAUUUACCAAACAACAGCAGGAAUAUUUUACAUUUCAGUUGCUUGUUUUGUUUGCUUGUUUGUUCGUUUCCAUGGCUAUGCUUACUGUCCAGGCUCUUACAGUACACAAAACCAGAGUAUGUUUUGUGACAGUGGGCUUUGGGCACUGCUCAUGCUAUGAAGUUCAGUAUUCAAACAAGUCUGUGAACUCUGACACCUCUUAACGGGAGGUUUUCAUUCCAGUCUGGGACAUCAGAAGAUAACCCAGUUAUAACCAUCCUGUUCUGUUCUCCAGGGAGAAUCUCCUGUCCUCACUGGCUACAAGUAGAAUUGUAUUGAUCCUGAAGUAUCUUCAAACAUUAUGGUAUUUUGUAGUUAUUAAAAAUGGUUUCAAAGUUAUAGCUUGAGCUCAAAGAAGAGAGUCUUUGAAGUAGCUAUAGGUGCACCAGGUCAAUUUGGUUGAGUGGUAGCUGCCUUUUCCAGCAAUAUGAGCAGUGCUUGGUAGUCCUGCUGGAAAAAGCAUAACAUAGCCAUUUUAAUACGCUUCCUUUGGGUUUUGCCUUAUGAUACUGCUUUUUUGUGUACCACUACAUUUAUUCCUGAAGGUCCAUACUUAUUGUGCUGAAUGCAAAUAGAGCAGUGUUUUCUACUAAAGUCUCUGCCUCAUUUUCUGCUGCCUUAUUUGUGGAGGUUUGAUAUUUUAUACUAAAAAUAGAAACUUUUCAUCCUGGAAGAAAACCAUAAUUUCUAGGUGACAUCAUUAACUUGUUGAGCUAUGUGCCUGAAUUGACAGAGGGCUUUUUUUUCCAAUCAGGAAUCUUAUUACUAGCAGAGUAUUGUGUGCCAUGAAACAUCCCGUGGUACCCUGUUGCAUACUACACCUGGGAUGCAGUGCAAGGACAUGGUCGAAAGAUACAUCCCCCUCUCACCAAAAUGGCACCACUUGCCUUUUGGGGGGCUUUCUGUUCAUACUUUAAUUCUUGUAGCAGUAUCUUCUGUCUUGGGGCCAAUCUGUGAUUAGGCUGGUAAAUACCAGCUUUAACAAACACCCACAAACUAAAAACACUUCACAAAGACAUUCCAUAUUAGCUAGUAAAGCCUUACAGCAGCCCAGGAGCAGCAGGUAAGUAUUAUUACCCUUUUAAUGCCAGUGAAGCUGUGAUUCAGAGCUUAUGAAAGGAUAUAGACAAAUGAAUAGUUAUAUAUAGAGCUGGCACUAGAAAUUAGUUCUUAGUACCUAAGCCUGUCUUCUUGCUGUUUCCCUGGAUGACCAACUAGUAGACAGAGGCUCUUUGUUUUGAACUUUCUUGUGAAGAAUAAACUGGUUCAUUGCAAUUUGGAAUAAUGAAAAACCACAUUACUACAGAAAGUUCUCAUCAGGCAAUUGAAAUGACACUGAAAUCAAGUUUCAUGCGUAUUCAUUUAUGAGGAUGGCCCAGAACAAACACGAGGGUACAGUACAAGUAUCAGGAACUGAAAAGUUGCUCAGCAAGUAACUUAAAUUCCUGUUUGGUAUCACUUCAAAUACUUUCUUGCAGGUGGUAGAUGAUUUUCAGUUUAGUAAUCUGUGUUACUACAAUUUCCUUGUUUUGUCUUAAGCUCCCUGCUUUUUUCUUUCAUCUAUAACUUUCACUUGUCUCAAACAUGUACAGGUUUUUCCAUAUAGAGACACUCCAGAAAGCUAAGUCAGUGAAACCUAUAAAGUUAAUGCCUGUGAAUUAAAGUGUGUUAAAUCCCUGUGUAUAUGUUCUCAUUUUGAAGUAGGUUGGCCUCUAAUUCCAGUUGCAUAAUCCUCAGUGGGGAUAUUCAUCACAUUGCGCAAUUCAAGGUUGUUGGUGAAUUUUAAAGCACUGAAUAUGUUUCUGACCAAGACACUGCAGAACAUAUGUAAAAGGAUUCACAUUCUGUAUUCUCAGGGUGGCAGUUAUGACUUAGAGUGCAGCAUUUCUAACACUUGGCUCCUUGAAUUGUAUUUGCAAAGCUCAGCACCUACACACUACAGGCCACAUUUCCUAAGUCCUCUUUUUCUACUGCGGUGGUUUGCAGUGCUCUCUUAUUUAUUGCCACCUGUAUGAUGAUGAAUUUAAGCUUCCUAACAACACUGUGCUUUCUUCUUUGCAUUGUGUGAUGCCAGGGAUCUGGGGACUGUAUGCUGAAAGCAAGUGCUUUACUAGGGUACCAGAGACUAGUAUGGUAUAAAUAAUGCCAAUAUAACUAGAUCUCUUUUUACAGUAUCCAUCAGAAAUACACUUGUUUCUCAGAAAAUAAUCUUCCUUUCUCUUUUUCUUCUUCAUUUGCAUCUGCCUGGAUCUGGAGGAUGAGAGCCUCUCUUAGCAUUCACACAAGCAGCCACCACAUAAGAAAACCACACACAACAGGUUUAUUACGGAUGGGUUUAUCGCUAAGUAAUGCAACUAAUACAUGCUAACUGACAUUCUACUGUGUAACAGUGCAUGUUUUGACCUGUGUGCUGUUUCCCAGCCCAUGUGCUCGGCAUCAGUCAGAGGAUACGCUGCAAAGAUGGGCAUGGAAGCUUAGCAUAGAAACUGCAGAACCAAAGCCAUUAAGAUACAGCUCUCCUUAUACUGAAGAAAGAGCUCCUCCUGAAGGCAGAAACUGGGACCUGUGGCUCUUAAGUUCUUUGAACUUUCCUUGUGUUUGUGUUGCACGUAAGACUUUUUUAUUAUACUUGCACUAUCUUGAGCCCUAAGCCCAGGAACAGGAACCUAUGGUCCAAGGAGUGCAGUUAUGGAGAAUCAUACUAAAGUGCAAACAAGUUCCAUGUACAGGUGAGGAGGAACUCCAGCAUGUAGACAGGGCAGCAGCAUGUGCUGGAGAAGGGCUGCAAAGUGAUUUCUUGCUGGAGAAUUAGCACACUGCCUGGCAUCACUGAUGACAAGUAAUGGAUUUUAGUAUUCAUUGAUAGAAUGAUGGUCACUGGUUAUGUUGCAUCAUAUUGGUAAGAAAUCUGACAAUACCCUUUGUAUGUCUCCUAAGCAGUUUAUAUGUAGAUUUCUGCAUUUUCACCAAUUUAUUUCUAUUUCAGGCCUAAUACAAAGCCUGCUGGUGUAACUAAAUGUUUCUUUCUAACUUCUGUCGUGUCUCUGUAAUGCCCCAUUUGCGUGUCUCUGCAAAAGUCCUAAUGUUUUCUUGUCCGUCUUUGUUUAAAAGUGGGCUUACCUGGGUCUCAGAAAUUGGGCAUUACUGGCAUGAAUACUUCAGAAAACUUCAUGUGUAUGGAAGGCCAAUUUUUCUCAUAUAUACAACCCAUGAUGCCUUGUUGACAUUCAAAGGGGUACCUCCAAUAUCUAUCGGUGAAGAAGUUGGCAUCUUGUGUUAAACGUGCUCUCAAAGUCUAUGAUGUCAUUACUGCAACUAAACAGGGUGUUUAGAAAACAAUCAUAUAUAGUCUUACAACAUUUCCUUUGGUGAUAUAUGAAGAUUACUCAGUCUUCUCUCCCACUGUUGAGACUGACAACAUAAACAACAAUAAUAAAUUCUCUUGGCACUAAUUAUUGCAAAGUAUCUCUAAAGAGUCUGUCACUUGAAACCCCUUUUAAAAUCAUUUUGAACAGGUGAAAUCUGUCUUUGGAAAAGAUUAAAAAAAUUAUCUUAAAUGCUCUCCCUGUGUCUGUACCUGUUACUUACAGACAUCUGCUUCUCCUUUUUCCUUUGAGCUGACUUCUCAGUGGGCUUGAUCCAUAGAGAGUGUCAGUCUGUACCCUAUCAUUACAAGGCUGGGGCUUUUGUUUCUCCUGUUUGAACAAUUUCUUUUACUCAAGAGUAGAAGAAUGGUAAAACUGUCUGUGGAUGAUGUUCUGUAAUUGGAUACACCUUUAGAAGUGUCUCAGAAAACAAGGACUUCAGAGCUGGUUAAUCUCUGAGAGUUCCUAGUACACACUGGCUUGUUUUUGUAUUUCCCAACACUGUUUUCAUCCCACUUAUGACCAUCUGAAAGAUGCAGUGUUUGGGAGCAGCUGCAGAAAUACCCAUUUUAGAAUGUGCUGGGACUUUAUCUGCCUGCGAAAAAAAACCAACCAGAAAAGUCUGUGUUUCUGACAUGUUUACUUAAACUUUGAGAAGCAGAAAAUAGCAGUAAGCGCUACAUGAAUGUUUCUGUCCCCAUAAAAUUAAAACCCAGUUUAGAUAGGGGUUUUUAAUUAGUUUUUUUUUUUAUUUCCACAGUUAACAAGUUAGCAUCAUCUAAUUAAUCACUUUGCCUUUCUUAAAUAAACCAGAUAUACAGUAGAAUUUGAGUAUGUUAUGGUCUAGAUUUCCUUUACAUUCUAUGGGGUUUAAAGAGUGGAAAAUAUCAAAACUGCAAAAGAUGUCUUAGCCAUGAGAACUAAUAUUUAACCAGUCACUUUUUUCAUAAUGUAAUACAUUCACUUGUUUGCACAAAAGACUGUCCUGACCUGUUUUGAGUUGUUAGAAAUCUCAUUUUUGUUCAGACCUAUAGAGUUUUAGAUAAACCUGUAAGAAUGUGCUUUUACAAAGUAAAUUUUUUAAAGAAACUCUUUGGUAUUCUGUAGUAAAUGUAUUUAUUUACCAGUAUGUAUGAUUUUUGUAUUUUCACAUAAUUUACCUUGUGUAUGUCAUAGAGGUUCUGGUGUUUGUCAAUACAGAACACUGUGCAGAAAUAUUAAACUUGAUUUGUUUGAAGCAA